AUGAAUAACCAACGAGCCAUUGUAAAUAUUAAUAACAUUUUUAUGUCAUUACUUGAAGAAGAGGAAGAAGAAGACAAUAUGUUAGAAUGUUUAAUGCUGAAGAAGAAAAGAAAAUCCACAAAACCCGUGUUUUUAAUGAGGGAACAAGAAGGAUUUUUUGAAAAACUAAUUAAAGGGCAUUUAGUAAACGAUGAAAAAUUGUUUCGUGAAUUUUUUAGAUUAAAUUUAAAACAGUUUAAUUUUGUUUUGUCACUGGUGAAAAAUGAUAUCUCUUCUGUGCCAUACAAUCGAGUACAACAGCCGAUAACACCUGAAGAAAAACUAGCACUGACGUUGAGGUAA
Molecule: messenger RNA, 342 nt
Organism: Macrosiphum euphorbiae (potato aphid)
Lineage: Eukaryota; Metazoa; Arthropoda; Insecta; Hemiptera; Aphididae
Source: the annotation of a GenBank genome assembly